GGAGGCGCGAGAGGAGCGAGGGCGGCGGCUGGGGGCUCCCAGCCCCAUGGGGUCGCCUUUCAUCGGGUGGGGACCGCGGUGCCGGGCCGGGCGGGCGGCUCCCCCCACCCCUUCCCGUGCAGCGGCGAGAUCGCUAAAACUCCUGUGAGGGAGGAGAGACACCCCCCCGCUGCCGGCACCGCCGCCUCCUCUUCCUCCUCCUCCCUCUCCUCCUCCUCCUCCUCCUCCGCCCGCCGCAAAUCCCAAAUAAAAGGGCGGGGGGCGGCAGGAUGCGCCGCUCGGCGGGGAGGUCGGCGCCGCCGCCGGCCGCCUGAUGCUGCCGCAAUUCGCCAUUGCCGGGCACGGCUCGGAGCCGGGCAGAGGCAGCCGAGGGACAGAGGCGGGGGGCCGGGGGGCAGAGGAGCAGCAGCCCCCCCCGGCCGGCCGCCCCCCGAUGCCCGGCCGCCGCCGGCGGGGAGCCCAGGGGGGGCCGGGGGCCCGCUCCUGCCUCCUCUGGCUCUUUGUUCUGCUGAAGAAUGCAGAACCAUUCCAAGUUACUGUCCGAGAAGACAAUUGUAUCAUUGUCUCCCUGGAAGCAUCUGAUGUGGUGAGCUCAUCCUCUGUAUAUGUUGUGAAGAUAGCUGGAGAAUCCAAGAACUACUUUUUCCAGUUCGAAGAAUUCAAUAGCACUUUACCUGCCCCUGUGGUUUUUAAUGCCAAAUACCAUGGCCUAUAUUACAUAGUAACUCUGUUGGUAGUGAACUCAAACAUGGUUUCCAAGUCAGCAAGAUCAAUCACUGUGUUAACCAAACCCCUUCCUGUGAGCAGUGUUUCUAUCUAUGAUUACAAACCAUCUCCAGAAACAGGAGUGUUGUUUGAAAUUCAGUACCCAGAGAAGUACAAUGUUUUUACCAGAGUAAAUAUAAGCUAUUGGGAAGGAAAAGACUACCGAACAAUGCUGUACAAAGAUUUCUUUAAAGGUAAAACAGUUUUCAAUCACUGGCUGCCAGGAAUAUGCUACAGUAACAUCACAUUUCAGUUGGUAUCCGAAGCGACCUUCAACAAAAGCACGCUAGUGGAAUACAGUGGAGUCAGGCACGAGCCUAAGCAGCACAGAACAGUUCCCUACCCACCUCGAAACAUUUCUGUUCAGAUUGUGCCAAUCAACAGAAACAACUGGGAAGAGCAUAGUGGGAAUUUUCCUGAAGAACCAUUCAUGGGACCACAAAAAAUCAUAGGCAAGGAAAAGCUUAGCCGUUUUUCUGGUGAGCCACCUGUAAUUCCAGCAGUGAACACAUCUGCAGCCUGGCCAGAUUACCGCUCUAACAGCACUGAGUAUGAAGCCACAUCGCAGCCAUAUUGGUGGCCUAACGAAGCUGAAUCAUCAGAGGGCGAAGAAGAGUUUGUCAAUGCAGUUCCCAGUGAUUAUGAAGCCAAUGAAGUCAACACAUCUGGAAAACUCACACCAGAGCCUGCCCCUUUUCUUCCUGUACAAAUGGUGCUGACUUGGUUACCACCAAAGCCGCCAACUGCCUUUGAUGGUUUCCAUAUCAAUAUUGAAAGGGAAGAGAACUCCACAGAAUUUCUGACAGUAAGUGAGGACACUCACAAAUUUGUUGCUGAACUGAAAGAACCCGGAAAAUAUAAGUUGUCUGUAACAACGUUUAGCUCCUCUGGCUCUUGUGAAGUUCGGGAAAGUCAAUCACCAAAAACACUCAGCUUUUACAUCAGCCCCACAGGUGAAUGGAUAGAAGAGCUCACAGAAAAGCCCCAGCACGUGACAGUGACGGUGCUCAGCUCCACUACUGCCCUGACAUCCUGGACAGCCUCACAAGAGAGUGGUGGCAACAGCACAAUUGUGUCUGUGGUCUCCCUGACAUGUCAGAAGCAAAAGGAAAGUCAAAGGCUUGAAAAACAUUACUGCACAGAGGUGAAUUCAAGCAACAGCCUCAUUGAGAAUCUUGUUCCUGGUGCCCAGUACCAAGUUGUGGUUUACUUACGGAAAGGACCAUUGGUUGGACCACCUUCUGAUCCUGUUACAUUUUCUAUUGUGCCCACUGGAAUAAAGGAUCUGACACUUUACCCUUUGGGACCUACUGCUGUAGUUUUGAGCUGGAACAGACCUUUUCUUGGCGUGUUCAGGAAAUAUGUUGUAGAAAUGUUUUACUUCAACCCAUCAACGAUGACCUCUGAGUGGACAACCUACUAUGAAAUUGCAGCAACCAUCUCCCUUACUGCCUCCGUGAGAAUAGCUAACCUGUUGCCUGCUUGGUAUUAUAACUUCCGGGUCACCAUGGUGACCUGGGGGGACCCAGAGCUGAGCUGCUGUGACAGCUCCACCAUCAGCUUCAUUACAGCACCAGUGGCACCUGAGAUUACUUCGAUAGAAUAUUACAACCACCUUUUAUACGUCACUUGGACCUAUGGAGAAGACGGUACUGACCUCUCUCAUUCCAGGAUGCUGCAUUGGAUGGUCAUUGCAGAGGGGAAGAAAAAAAUAAAGAAGAGCGUAACACGCAGUGUGAUGACUGCAGUGUUGAGCUUGCCUCCAGGGGAUAUUUACAACCUUUCAGUAACUGCUUGUACUGAAAGAGGCAGCAAUUCUUCCCUGCCCCAGCUUGUGAAAUUGGAACCAGCCCCUCCAAAAUCACUUUUUGCUGUCAACAAGACUCAGACCUCUGUGACUCUGCUGUGGGUGGAAGAAGGAGUGGCUGAUUUCUUUGAAGUCUACUGCCAGCAGGCUGGAUCUGUUCAGGAAACUAAACUCCAGGAACCUGUCACUGUCUCUUCACACGUAGUGACCAUUUCCAGCCUUACCCCUGCCACCUCUUACAACUGCAGUGUGACCACCUUCAGCCACAAUAGCCCCAGUGUCCCCACUUUCAUUGCGGUUUCUACCAUGGUCACCGAGAUGAAUCCCAACAUAGUGGUAAUCUCUGUAUUAGCCAUCCUAAGUAUCCUUCUGAUUGGACUGCUGCUGGUGACUCUUGUUGUACUCAGGAGAAAACAUCUACAAAUGGCCAGGGAGUGUGGGGCUGGAACCUUUGUCAACUUUGCAUCUUUAGAGAGAGAUGGAAAGCUUCCAUAUAAUUGGCGUAGAAGUGUAUUUGCUUUCCUAACUCUGCUACCCUCAUGCCUUUGGACUGAUUAUCUUUUGGCAUUUUAUAUUAAUCCUUGGAGUAAAAAUGGAUUAAAGAAGAGGAAGCUGACCAACCCUGUCCAAUUGGAUGAUUUUGAUGGCUACAUCAAGGAUAUGGCCAAAGAUUCUGAUUAUAAAUUUUCUCUGCAAUUUGAGGAGCUAAAACUGAUUGGGCUUGACAUACCACACUUUGCUGCUGAUCUUCCCAUGAAUCGCUGUAAAAAUCGCUACACAAAUAUCCUGCCAUAUGAUUUUAGUCGUGUCCGGUUAGUCUCAAUGAAUGAAGAGGAGGGAUCUGACUACAUUAAUGCCAACUAUAUUCCUGGUUAUAAUUCACCCCAAGAAUACAUUGCAACCCAAGGACCACUGCCAGAAACAAGAAAUGAUUUUUGGAAAAUGGUUCUUCAACAAAAAUCUCAAAUUAUUGUCAUGCUCACUCAGUGUAAUGAGAAAAGAAGGGUUAAAUGUGAUCAUUACUGGCCUUUUACAGAAGAUCCUAUUGCAUAUGGGGAUAUUACUGUGGAGAUGCUGUCUGAGGAGGAGCACACAGAUUGGGUUUAUAGGAAUUUCCGAAUUUGCUAUGCUGAUGAGGUGCAAGACGUGAUGCAUUUUAACUACACUGCCUGGCCAGACCACGGUGUCCCCACAACCAAUGCCGCCGAAAGCAUCCUGCAGUUCGUGCAGAUGGUCAGGCAGAAAUCAGCAAAGAGCAAAGGCCCCAUGAUCAUACAUUGCAGUGCUGGAGUGGGACGAACAGGAACUUUCAUAGCCCUGGACCGACUCUUACAGCACAUCCGUGACCAUGAGUUUGUAGAUAUAUUGGGCCUGGUGUCUGACAUGCGGUCCUACAGGAUGUCCAUGGUGCAGACAGAGGAACAAUACAUUUUUAUUCACCAGUGUGUGCAACUGAUGUGGCAAAAGAAGAAGCAGCAGUUCUGCAUCAGCGAUGUCAUAUAUGAGAAUGUCAGCAAAUCCUAGUUUGGAGUUACAGGUGGUGAGACCAUGAAGCACACCCAUCUUCCCUUGCUUCCAAUUUUUUUCUUUUGAUGGCUCAAACUGCCAGCCAUUCUACCACGAGAGACCACUGCCUUGCAGUAUGCGGACAAUGAAAGAAAGAAACUUUAACUUUCAGAAGCACUGGGGAGACAAAGCCUUAACGAGCCUGCGGUGUCUUUUGAACUGUUUAAUUUCUGGACAUUUUUUUAAAAUACUGGACCAAAUUCAACCGAACAACAUGAAGGAAAAGACACUAUAAUAUGUGCAUAAAAUAGAUUGUUCCAGAGCAUUUGUUAUGUUUGGUACUUUCAGUUAUUUUUUUUUCUGUGCAGGUUGGGCUUAAGGUUAAAGUAAGUGCAAUAUUUUUUUAGUGGUUUAAUGAAGAGCUUUCUUCAUGUGUCACUGGUCUGUGCUAAUGUCCAUAGGAGAGCAGGCAUUGUUAGUAUCUAAUAAUACCUCAUUAGUGAAUAGCGAGGCAUGAACAUACAUGAAGAAAUCUGGAGAUUGUGAAGAGAAAAGGGGGGACGGGGGUGCUGGGUACCUAGAUUGGGCUGUUUCCUACAGCCCUGACGUUCUGUGCUUGGGGCCUGGGGAGACACAAGACCUAAGGAAUGGAUGGACCAUCAGAAAUCCAAACCACAGAGCCAAAAGCUGAAGCAGGCAGCCAACACUGAGGAACUGUGUCAUUUUGGUUUGUGACAGUGCAACUACCAAUUAAGCAGAGGGAUUGCUCUUUUCACCAAACUUUUCAGUAAUGCCAUUGAUCAGGAUGUUUUUUAAUCAAGGUGCAGCUGAAUUUUAAGCUGGGAUAUCUUAGACUCCAUUACUAUAGCAUUUAACUGUCUGAGCAGUCUAUGGUGCCUAUGCCCCUCAUUUGUUUAUUAUUUUUAAUAAGUAUUAAACCUGUGUAAAAAUGUGAAGCUGAUUCAGGUUGGGAAAAAAAAAAAAGUGCUUUAAUGGAUGUAACUAUUUCUCCGGGCUCAGAAUUCACGGUGUUACACAAACAGUUGUUUUGGCAUGUGAAGGGAUGGUUAUCGUUUUAUUGCUACGAGGCUGCCAAAGUGUCAGCAUGGAUUCCUGCAGGGACGUCGCGUCAGGGUGAGGGGCUCUUUUUUUUUUGCUGUCAGUUUCAGUUCUAGUCAGAAUAAUUAGCUAUAUAUUUUUUUGUCUUUGUAUAAUUCCGGUACAUCAUUGUGUAUUGUGACAUGGAUGCUGUCAGAAUGGAUGUUUGAUAGCAUUUUGUAGCCUGUUGCUUUGUGUCACCUCAUUGGAAGUUAGCAGCAAUGGUAAAUCAAUGUAAACAAAACAAACUUGAACUGAAAGUAAACACACUGGAUUGCUUACCUGUGAAGAAGUCACUGUCAGCAAAGCAGCAAGUGCACCCCCAUGUACUUCUUUCCAUUUAUUUUUUUAUUUUUUUAUUUUUUUUUUACUCCACAGCUUGCUAUCACCUGUCAGUGUACCAGGGUGUAGUUAGUUUUAGUUUAGUAGCUCAGCCACUUCCAGGAGCCUGAUAACAUCCUUCGAAUGACAUCCAAUUUAUUCUGAUUUUUUCAAAGAAUUAUUCCUCCAGCUGGUAAAUAGGUAUAUAUUCCUUUAACAUCUACUCCAUCACAGUAAUGGUUAUAAUGGAAAACCAUUUAAACUGUCCCACAUACGCUAUGCAAAACUGCGUAGACAACAUAACCCUCAAAUAAACCAGGUCCUUUUGAAGGGUAUUGAAAGAAACAGGACUCUACCACUGAUUAUUAAAUGGGUAUGAGAUGAAUAUCCCUCUUACUUCUCUUUCUAUGCAUCUAAUACCACUUUCAGAGUUUCCAUUGAGCCCUGUCCUAAAGCAGAGCUGCCAUCUCUCUAAAUAGGAAGCACAGAGAUGGAUGCGAAUGGGCAGAGAGCCCUGUCUUCAGGGGGGGCAGAUUGCUAACAAGAAAGGCUUCAUUAAUGUUAUUUCACAAAUGCACCUCAGCUGGAGGGCCUGCCAUGUUAUUAAGAAUGGCAAAGAUUUGCCCAGCCUAAUUUGAAGAGAAGCCAGCAUUAUAAAAGAGCACAGGACAAUUCAGACCUUGCCUUCAUCUCUUUGUUUAUAUUUCACAGUGCCACUGCAUGUUUACUUAGAAAAUGUGUUCACCCCCUCUAGAUAACUUCUAGCAAGGGAAAAAAAAACACCUUACUUUCUCAUCUACUGCCUCUCUCCUGCUGUCCCUUGUCCACUGGUUCUACAUUUAUUAUGGAUUACAGCCCAGAGAAGCCAUGUUGCUUUUAAAACACUGAUGCACACACAAAAUACCACAGCGUGAGCUGUCUGUAAGAGAUCCUUGGAUCAGGGUACAAGGUUGCUGCAAAGAUGCCAAAAAUCACAAUGCUGCAAGCUAUGCAGCCUGAAUAGCCUGGUUUUAUGUUUUUGAAUGCAUGUAAAAAAAAAUGCUCCAAUUACAUGGUAACAGGUGUCUAUUUUUCCUCUAAUAGCUACUUCAUCACAGAAUCAGUUCUUAUCAAAAACAACCAACCAAACAAAACUUCCUUCAGAAAAAAAAAAAAAUCCUUUCCUUCCCUGUGUAUUACUCAACUCUGCACACAUGGAUGUGUUGGGAUAGCAGUGGAAACCACCUCUCCUGGCAUUCUGCAAAACACAAGCAAUAGGAGUGUCUGGGAGACAGUGUGGCUCAGAAGCAGCAUGCAGAGCCUGUUAGCAUGACUCGACAUACAGCUACUUGUCCUGGUCAAUGAAAGCCAGACCAAAAGAAGUUUGGAGUCAUCCUGCAUGUUGAUGUGGUUUUGAAUAUCUGUCAAAACAAACCUAUUUUUUUAUAAUGAAUUUCUUGAAUUACGGGAACAGAACAACUCUGCUGAUACUAUAUAUGAUCUAUAUCAACAGCUGUUGCAUUUAUAGCAGCUACAGACUCAAAGGUAGGUUGGGAGGGCUGGGAGCUUUCACUGUUGUGGCAGGCAACAGUGGUAACUAAGCAGUUUUCCUGUUUUCUUUCAUCUCCUGUUACUUUAAUCUACAAAUGUUAGCAAGAAAUAGAAGCGCAAACUAAUAUCCUGAUACUGGUUUUUGGUCUGGAUGUUUGGGAAUAAGUGAAAGGUCAAAGUUGCAACCUAAGCAUGUAAUUACAGGGAGACUAAAGAAAGAUACUGAAGAGACAAAAAGAGUUUAAAAGGCACUUAUUAGCUAGAAGUUAACAUAGCAGCAGUAAAAAAGUCAACAUGUUUCAAACUAGUUAAACAUGGAACACAAAGCAUUCUUGCAAAAUUCCUCAGGUUUGCACUUCAUGUACGUAACUCCACUGCUUGUGGCAAAGCUGGGAGGCUGAGCACAGACACAUUCUUUCAAUCAUGCUUGAUGUGCCUGACUCACUCCUCACACUGGGCUGCUUGUUUUGUGUUUUAAACAUUGCACAGACUUCACGGGUGAGAAAAUGAUCAUAGACAGACUGGGUUUCUACAAAAUGGUGGCUUGGCCAGGAGCAUAUCCAUUCAUAAUCAUGUGUCCUUUAUUCAUGAGAUGCAGCUCAGGAAAACAAGUGUAAUAUACCUGCUGGAACAAGGUAUUCAGGCUGUAUCUUGGUCAUCUGUAUGUCCUAAAAAAACCCCUGAAAACUCAAAAUGCAUUCACUUCCUAUUUAAAAUAAUAAUAAUAA
Molecule: messenger RNA, 7755 nt
Organism: Anas platyrhynchos (mallard)
Lineage: Eukaryota; Metazoa; Chordata; Aves; Anseriformes; Anatidae
Gene: PTPRO
Product: protein tyrosine phosphatase receptor type O
Biological process (GO): podocyte differentiation; negative regulation of canonical Wnt signaling pathway; peptidyl-tyrosine dephosphorylation involved in inactivation of protein kinase activity
Cellular component (GO): plasma membrane; glutamatergic synapse; GABA-ergic synapse
Molecular function (GO): Wnt-protein binding; cadherin binding; protein tyrosine phosphatase activity
Source: RefSeq, a predicted model, not a curated record